Messenger RNA from Aspergillus steynii IBT 23096, 697 nucleotides. RefSeq lists its product as uncharacterized. The transcript has a single exon. The record is from RefSeq and is a predicted model, not a curated record. Bases 404 to 694 code for a protein of 96 amino acids. NCBI's taxonomy places the organism in Eukaryota, Fungi, Ascomycota, Eurotiomycetes, Eurotiales, Aspergillaceae.
UCUUCAUCUACCGUGCAACAUAUUGAUUACGUCCAAACCAGGUGCCCAACCAACCAAGUCAUCGCGAACUCCAAACAGCAUUUAAGAGAGAACAUCAAGAUGUCCGUAUAGCAAGUGCAAUCAUUCCAUGACGCUGAAAGCAGAAUAAUUUAUUAAAAACAAAAGGAAACGCCAUGCUGAUUUAACCGGAGGAAACCAGAUCGUAAUAAAAUAAAGCCAAAUCCACAAGCAGUCAAAAAGCACAAACGAAAGCAUACAUCAACGCAACGAAACAAAACAAAAAGCGUGCUUGCUACUCGUAUCGUGAUACAUGAAAGUCUGCCUAUCGCAACCGCAACCGCAACCCCAUCGCAACCAAACAGACUACCAAAAAGCGCAAACCAAAAGCACAACCAGAACCAAAAUGACGACCGUGGCCAUAACGAGCGAUCUGGAGCCCUAUCUGGCCUCCCUUCGAUCCUAUCUAGCUAGAGAGAAGAUGGAUUCGUCGUCGUCGUCGUCAUCGAUGUCUCCUCGACCGGAGGUAGAAGAUGCAGAGGGAAGCGAUGAGAACUCGACAAGCUCCCCUGGAUCGCGACCACCGAUGGUGGAGGAUUCACGGCGGGAGGUGAAGCGUGAGGUGAACAGAAAGGUUGAAAAAUAUACAGCCCGGCCGGUUGGUAAAGAGUCUAUCCCGAGAUCUUCUUUACCCUAGGAA